AUGUCUGCAUCUAAUGGCAAUAGGGUACAGACCCUGCGCUCCCUCGUCCAACUCCUCGUCGACACCUCCGAGGUGGUCAUCAACGAGUGGGAGGCUGACGAGCAGGAUCCCCAACCUGUUGAUCACCUAGCGUCAAGUCUACCAUCCCACCAGCUGUUCGAAGUGCGCCGCAUCAUCGUUGCAGCAUGUGGCAUGUGCGUCGACUCGGACCUGGUAGAGGAUCCCCGCAUCCACCUUCAGGAGCUGUCGGAGAGAUUUGCACUGUCUCAGGCAUUUGAUACCACGGUUCGUGCGGGGGUACCGGACGUACUGGCAGAAGCAGUGUCGCUUUCUGGAAGUGUCUCUGCCACGGAGCUCAGUCAGCGCACGGGAAUCGAUGAGAAGAAGCUCGUGCAGCUGAUGCGCUUUCUGAGCUCUGGUGGACUGUACGAGGAGGUCAAACAUCUACAAUUCGCGAACACGCGUAUCAGCAGCGCCCUUCGGGACAAAAGCGUUCGUCGAACCCUUGCGUACUUGCCCCAAACUCUGCUCGAUCCAGAGACGACGAGUGCAACGGCCGUCACGGAGUCCGCGUUUCAUAAGGCGUUCAAGACGAAGCAGUCGCUCUGGGAUUUCAUCGAAGACGGAGACGACUCUGACGAAGCUGUCCGAGAAAUUCGCCAGGUAUUCCCUCUGUCGAUGGCAGGCCAGACCCAGUUGAGCUCGAAGUCAAUCGCCGCAGACUUCCCGUGGGAAUCUCUGGGAGAAGCCACCAUCGUGGACAUUGGAGGUGGCGUGGGCAGCAUGUGCAUGGAGCUCGCCAAAGUGUUCUCGAACCUCCGUUUCGACGCCGAGGAGCCGAAGGCGUUGGAAACGGGACGCGUGGAGCUCAUGGUCCAUGACUUCUUCAAGGAGCAGCCCGUGAAGGGCGCGGCGGUGUAUAUCCUGCGCUGCGUUCUGCACGACUGGCCAGACGACGACUGUGUCAAGAUCCUGACCAGACUACGCGACGCCAUGUCCCCCAACUCACGCGUCCUCAUCAUCGAGAUGAUCGUCCAUCCUCCCCUCGGUUCUAUCCAGCUCAAGUCCGCGCCUGCACCGCUACCUGCGAACUACGGUCGUGGAAGCCUGAUGAAGGGCAUGCACGACAUCGUCAUGCUCAGCAUGCUCAAUGGUAGCGAGCGUACGCCGGAGCAAUUCGAGGGCGUCGCAAACAGGGCGGGGCUGAGGACGGAGAAGGUAUGGGAGUGUCGCGCGCCUGUGGGAAUAACUGAGCUUCGGCGGCUCUGA
This is a messenger RNA of Rhodofomes roseus, 1269 nucleotides long. Its product is annotated as S-adenosyl-L-methionine-dependent methyltransferase. Gene Ontology annotation, molecular function: O-methyltransferase activity. The record is from RefSeq and is a predicted model, not a curated record. Lineage: Eukaryota; Fungi; Basidiomycota; Agaricomycetes; Polyporales; Fomitopsidaceae. The transcript is spliced from 6 exons. The coding region runs from base 1 to 1269 and encodes 422 amino acids.